AUGACAGAGCUAGGAGACUGGAGAACGCUGAUCGACACCCCAGCAAGAAUCUACUACAAGUAUGAGGGCACUAGCCCAGCUGGUUCACACAAACCCAAUACUGCACUCCCACAAGUCUGGUAUAAUGCUCAACAAGGAGUGAAAAAUGUUGUAACUGAAACUGGUGCUGGCCAUGGGGCAGUUCUUUGGACCUUUGCAUGCAGUCUAUUUGGACUCAACUGUGAGGUCUGGCAGGUCCGUGUAUCCUAUGAUCAAAAACCUUAUAGGAAACUGAUGAUGCAAACUUGGGGAGCCAAAGUGCACCCAUCACCAUCUGGUGUAACUGAUGCAGGAAGGAAAAUCCUCGAGACAGAUCCUUCAAGCCCUGGUAGUUUGGGUAUAGCAAUCUCAGAAGCUGUAGAGGUUGCAGCUACACAUGCUGACACCAAAUAUUGUUUGGGAAGUGUUUUGAAUCAUGUCCUGCUACACCAAACUAUCAUUGGUGAGGAGUGUCUAAAACAGAUGGAAGCAGUAGGUGAGACACCAGACAUGAUCAUUGGCUGCACUGGUGGUGGGUCUAAUUUUGCGGGUUUGGCAUUUCCAUUCAUUCGAGAAAAGUUAAAUGGAAAGAUAAAUCCAAUUAUAAGAGCUGUGGAGCCUGCAGCAUGCCCUUCACUUACCAAGGCAUUUACACCUACUGAUUAUGGUGACGACGGAGGGAUGACACCAAUUGUUGAAGAUGCACUACCCUUAGGGACAUGA
This is a messenger RNA of Phoenix dactylifera (date palm), 741 nucleotides long. The record is from RefSeq and is a predicted model, not a curated record. Lineage: Eukaryota; Viridiplantae; Streptophyta; Magnoliopsida; Arecales; Arecaceae.